This is a messenger RNA of Patella vulgata (common limpet), 2510 nucleotides long. RefSeq lists its product as uncharacterized. The transcript has 8 exons. The record is from RefSeq and is a predicted model, not a curated record. Bases 157 to 1077 code for a protein of 306 amino acids. Lineage: Eukaryota; Metazoa; Mollusca; Gastropoda; Patellidae.
CAUGGAUUUUUCCAGAUUUUUGUUUUACGUAUACUAAUUGGUACUCUAACCGGAUUUUGUAACACUUACUACGCUGUUCUGCUGUGUGUAUUUCACGAUCAAUGUUUUAGUAAUUUAAAAGUCAUUUAGACUAAAGAUCUCGAGUAAACUUUAAUUAUGUCGAAAGUGAGCCGUAAAUGUGUGGCAAUAGUAAUUGCUGUCAGUUGCAUUCUCAUUAUUUCAGUAGCCCUUAUUGCAACGUCAAUAAAAACACUAUCCUCAGCUGAAGUUGCUAUAUUCUACAACCGAGUAUUUUUGACAUUGAGACCAGAACCUUAUUAUGAAGGUCUAUAUACGGGACCACCAGGAUUUGAGUUUAUCAUCUAUCCAAACACAUUUACUACCAAGCAGUUCUAUUAUUUUAAAUGUUUGAAUGCAGAAGGAAUUACUAUGGAAUUAAAUGUUGAAUAUCAAUAUAAAGCCGAAAUAGAUUCACUACAAACUAUUAUGAAAGAUUUUAAAGAUUUUGAUGAUUUCAAAGAGAUUCUGGAAGACGAAGGUGAGGCUGCCUUGCAUAAUGCCUGUAGUCGGUUCAAUACGACCCAGUUUCAAUCAGAACGAGGUUCGUUUCAGGGAGUUGUUCGAGAACAAUUACAAAAACGAUACACGGCUCACUUCUGUACUAUUGCUGGCGUGCAGGUAGACAACAUAGCGUGGCCAUCAAAGUUUGAAGAUGUUAUAGAACGGAAAGAGCGGGCGAGAGAAGAUAUCAAGGUAGCAGAAACAGAACGACCUCGCCUUUUGACAGAAGCUGAUACAGAAAUAUUAAAAGCCAAAACACAGGCACAGAUUAUACUGGAUAAAGCUGAAUCAGAUGCAAGAGUAAGAAAAAAUAAAGCCGACUCAGUUGCCGAAGCUAUCACAUCCCAGUUUGAAAAAGAAGCAGAAACAUAUUCUCAGAUAUUAAGUAAUCAAGGAUUAAACCUUAAUCAAGCAGGACUGAUGUCAUACAUGGGAACUCGUGUUAUUGCAGACGCUAAAAAGCCAGUUUACAUCGGUCUGGGAACACCGGCAAAAACCUCUUAUGUUACUCCAUAAUUUAUUCUUUGAUAUACUUGUACAGGGAUUCCACGUGGACUUUUAUUGUUAUUAUUAUUUAGAGAUUGUCUAAAGUUGCGUUCCACAGAUCGCUGCUAAUGAUUUUAAUGGCAUUGUAUUUAACGAUCCUCAACAACAAAAAUGUAUUAUGUAAGAUUUAGUAAUGGAUGUUUGAACUUUUUGACAAGAAAUAGCCGAGUGUCAAGUACCAUUGCAGUGAUCGUAAACGAGGGCUCGGUUGUUAGUCCUUUUCUUGAGCGACAUCCAUUUUAACAGAUUAUUAUGACAUGGAUGGUCUAGUCCAUUCAAUAUCUAAGCCAACCGAUUUCAUAGAGAGUUGAUAAUAGACUUGUCGUGUGAAUAAAGGUCUAAAUAAUAAUAGCUACAAUAGGCAUAUUUAGUUCUUACAUAAUGCAUCUUAAAAAAUGACUUAUCAGGCCAUCCUCUUAAUAUGUCAUUACUUUGCAUUCUCUAAUAUCCAUGUAAAUCUUUUAGAAGCUGUUUAUCUUUAAUUGAGGUUAUAUUUGUGAUAAUAUUAUCUUUAUUUGUGUAUCUUUUUAAAUUGAUCUAAAUUCACAUUGUUGACAUUUUCAUUUCAUUCGUUAUAUACCAAGCACAUACCUGACUAGUAUAAAUUGUUUCAAUGGCAUUUAGUAAUUGAACUGGAAUAUACAGGUCACACAAUUCUAUGGAAUACAAUUACUGCUUACUACUGAGCGACGUUUUGACUAGGCUUCUCUGGUCAUUAUCAAGCAAUGAUAAAAUAUGAAAAUAUACUCUUCAAAAAAAAGUAGGGGAUGCAAAUACCUAUGCAGGUUGUGAUAUGAUAAAUAGUCAUGGACACUUACAUGCUUGGAGAGUAUGUUCACAAAUGAAGAACUUAUCGCCCCAACAGAACCAAUGAGCUGCAUGAGCGACACCCAAUAGCGCCAUACACGUGGGAGGGGUUCAUUGUCAAAUUUGACAUUUCAAGUAAGGGUUGAUGAAAACUGCCGCUUGCUGGUUAAUCCUAUCCAUGUUUGCUUUCCUACCAGUUCUUGCAUAAGAUUUACCGUUUAGCGUAUCUUUGCUUUAGAAUGUUACGUUUAAUUUGAUCGGGAGACGUGUUCGUCGACAUCAACGUCAACCGACAACACAACGAGAAUUGGCCGUGGCACUGCAAGAGGAGUGGGUCAAAUUGUCCCAAAUCGUGAUUGGACGGUUGAUUAGUAGCAUGCCACGACGAAUUGCUGAAUUUCUGAGGAUUGGUGGAGCAAUUACUCAUUAUUAAGACAAUAAUCAAAAACGUCCAUUUUCACUUUUGACAGUGUAUCUCUUUGCGAGUGAAAUGGGGCGUCAGAUAAGCCGCCCAUAUGAACUGUUUAUGUUCAUGUGUAGGCAAUUGGCCUGUUAUUAACAUACACUAGUUACCUCUAAUAAAAACAUCAGUGCAU